UGGUCCCCACGUCCUCUGCGGCAGUGCUGAAGGUAACAAAAGAGAGGUGGGAAGGGUCCAGGCACAGAGAGAGAGAGAGAGAGAGAGAGGAGAGAUGAGCGAGGGGAAACAUGAGAGCUUGGGAUGUUAUUUCAUCCUCUGACCACGCUGAAAGGCAAACAUUAUAACGAGUCAGGGGAAGAGUCCGAGACAACAGAAGCAACGGGACACUUGAUCUGCCCCGAUCACUCAUUUUGGCUACCUAGCUCAUAUAUCUUAGCUGCACCUGAAGCAGCAGUAUUAUUAACUUACUCUCGAUCACCUUACAUCUCUAUGACCAGAAGAAGUCGGGGGUCGCUGAUGCCAAGCAGAGCGUCGGAGAAGAGCGCUGGGACUCGAGGGGCAGGAGGCAGUUACAGGAAUUGGACUAGCUAAACGUAUUCCUAACAGUUUAGGAGAACCACAGCCUACAAGACAGUGGGCGAAAAAGGGACUGACGGCAAGUUUGGGGAAGGAAAGGCACCGAACGGACCCCGAGAUCCUAAUCCAGUCGCCCUUCAUCGCUGUCUCGUACUCAGUUCUACAGUCCCCUACUCCUCGUUUCGUUUUACCAAGAUGCCAGUCCACAUCCCAGACGACUCCGAUUUCACCUCCUUCAGAGAGCAGUGCGAGGACCAAGAAGGCUGGACAGUCCAGUACAACAAAGGAGGGGUGACGGUCUGGUGCCGAGAACAGGAGAGCAACACGGUCCAGAAGCUAAAGAUGAGAAUCAUUUGCAAGGAUGUCACGGCCGAAACCCUCUAUGAUGUGCUUCAUGACACCAGCUACCGUCGGAAGUGGGAUUCCAACAUGAUUGAGACUUAUGACAUUGGGCGACUAACAGUGAAUGCUGAUGUGGGCUACUACUCCUGGAAGUGUCCCAGUCCCUUGAAGAACAGAGAUUUUGUGACCCUGAGAUCAUGGCUUCCUCUUGGCAAUGACUACAUAAUCAUUAACUACUCCGUUAAACACCCUAAGUAUCCUCCUAAGAAAGACUAUGUGAGGGCAGUGUCACUGCAGACCGGCUACCUGAUCCAAAACAACAGUGCCAGCAGCAGUACUCUGUACUAUCUUACCCAGGUGGACCCCAAGGGUUCCUUACCUAAAUGGGUUGUCAAUAAAGUAUCUCAGUUUGUAGCACCUAAGGCAAUGAAAAAGAUCUACAAGGCCUGUCUGAAGUACCCAGAGUGGAAGAGGAAACAUAAUCCCAACCUGAAACCCUGGGUAUACCCAGAGCAGAACACAUUGCCUAGCAUUAACCUGGCUGACCUCUCGCUGCAGAACGCCGAUUCACUGGAAAACAUCGAUGAGAGUGGCCUCAGUGAAGAGAAGCUCCACAUUAGCGAUGAGGAUGACAACUUCUCUAAGGAAUCCUAAAAACAAGCCCCUUCAUUCUGUUCCAAACUCUCAAGGCCUAGUAAUGUGGUGAUGUGUAUUGUCAUAGAGCUUAAAUAUCAAUCUUCCUUAAGUUUUCAAUUUAAGGUAUCUCCACAAGACUGUUGGCCCGGCCAAAAAGAAUACAAAGUGUAAAAAAAAAAAUAUCUUUAUACAUCAGUCUCUACAGGAGGUUGGCUUAGAGUGCCAACACUUGAGUCCUUGCUGUAGACAAACACAUGCAUGGACUUCUUGGCGAAGGGGUUAGGAAUACAACAAAAGAAAUUUAGGCACAUGUGUUCUACAAUAUUAAUAAAAAGCACUUUGCUCCACAUAAAUAAAUCCCACCACCUAACAGCUGGGAAUAACAUUUCUUGGCAUUUACCAUGAUGCUAUACUUUUUGAUACCACUUCCAUCAGUCUAGUGAACUCUUGUUUUUUAACAAUAUUGUGUAAGUAAGUUUAAUUAAGGACCGACUCACACCAAGUAAUCUACGCAGAGGCUUUAGUAAAUAAAUUCAGACAUUCUUCACCAGUUUGUACUUUCAGGGAUUUAUUCCAAGACUUCUGUUCAAAACUAUCUCAAGUUCUUGGAAUGUUAAGCAAUAUAAAUGUAAGGUCAUAAGUACUACCAAGUCACCUCUGACUUCUCGUAGUCCUGGAUUCAUAAAUGUCUACAAGUAUACGCCUACUCCCCCUACCAGACAACAGCAUGAGUUUGAUGUCAUUCCCUUAGCAGUCACCAGAGACAGAUCCCCCUUAGGCCAGAGCAUUGAUCUGUUAGCAUGGCUGGCUGGUAAAUUCCUUUUGUUUUCUGUGAGAAGGGCCGAGGCAUGCACUAUUGCAGGUUCAUAUCCCCAAGAGUGUUGCUACUUCACACUGGGUUCUAUCGGAAACUUGUUUUGCCUAAUUGCUAAAGGAUAAGUCCUCCCAUCCUGUAGGCGUGUAUACUCCUUACUCAUACAGGAGGUACUUGUCACCUUUCCAAUAGACCAUAUUUGGACCUGUUAUAAUACUCUAUCUGCGUACCAAGCCAGCAGCUUUCAGUCCCUGCCUAAUUCAAAAAAUUGAAAAUCUACUCACAAAUCUUCUAAACUGUUUAGAUCCGUACAUUGUACAGUAUUUGAAUUUUCCACAAAUGGAGAUCCUUCUUUCCAUCAAUGUACAUUUUAUACCUUUUAUGUAUUGUUUGCUAUAUUUGUUCAUAUUAUUCAGGCCCGUGGACUGUUUUUAUAAUAAUGAUGGUGCUGGAUAGUGGCGACAUGUUGCAUGUUGGUUAGCACAUGCAGGUAAGAAUUUCACUGUACUCUGUUCAUGUGACAAUAAUGACCCUAUAUACUUAUAUGAGCCUACAUUCAAAGUACAUUUCAAAAGAAAGAGAAGAAGCAGUCCCCCCACUUAAUGUAUAUUCAUCUUGACAUCUAUACUCCCUUUUUCCAUAAGUUGCAAUAGUUUAAUUUACUAUUUAUUGUUAAUUGGUCAUUAAAAUGACUCACUUCAUUGUUUAGCAUGUACAUUCCAGUAUUUUUUUUUUCCAGAGAAACACUUUCAAAUUUCCAAAAGUUACCAAAAGCAUUCACAGUAAUUUAUGUAAGCACAACUACUUUAUGAAAAUUUUCCAGUUUGCAGAGGAAAAAAAGAAUGGCAAUCA
Messenger RNA from Erpetoichthys calabaricus (reedfish), 3043 nucleotides. RefSeq names its product StAR-related lipid transfer (START) domain containing 15 (gene stard15). The coding region runs from base 595 to 1395 and encodes 266 amino acids. The record is from RefSeq and is a predicted model, not a curated record. Lineage: Eukaryota; Metazoa; Chordata; Cladistia; Polypteriformes; Polypteridae. The transcript has 6 exons. Gene Ontology annotation, molecular function: lipid binding.